UAUUACUUUAAUUUAAGAGAAGUAGGGUCGUAGAGUCUUUUCACAUAACAUGGAGCGCUGGUUUGUGGAACUCGAGGCAGGAAUUUGUUUUCGAAUAUGUUUAACCAAUCGAUGAGACAGAACGGCAGGGGUCACGUUCGCUGCAAGGCUGUCUUGCAGUCUGCUGUGGAUUUGGCAGCUCCGAUGAUGGAGGGCAGCGCUUGGCUGCCGCUGUGGCUUUCCAUUUCGGUCUGGGACGAGAGCUUCUGGCUUCCCCACAACGUCAGCAGGGCACAGCUGGAAGAUUCGCAGAACCCGGUCUACCCCCGGCUCAAAGAUCUGUACUUUAUUCUGCCCUGGACCUGGGCGAUCUACGUGUUGAGGCUGCUCUUUGAAAGGUUUAUUGCAACACCAUUUGCUAAGUUCCUUGGAGUAGACUGUAGGCCAAUCCAGAAGGCUCAGCAAAACAUUGUUCUGGAAAAAGUGUUCAAAGAUAUAACUACGGAACCUGGUAAAAGUCACCUGAAUCGUUUGGCAAAGCAGCUGGAUUGGGAUACAAAGAAAGUGAUACAAUGGUUCAAGCUGCGGCGAUACCAGGACAGACCAAGUCAGCUGACAAAGUUCUGCGAGAGCAUGUGGAAGUUCACUUUCUAUCUAUGGGCCUUUUCAUUCAGUUUUUAUUACCUGUCAAAGAGUUCCUGGCUGUGGGAUAGCAGAGAGUGCUGGUACAACUAUCCCUUUCAUGAACUUUCAUUCGAAGUCUACAUACAUUACAUGAUGGAAUUUGCUUUCUAUGGGUCCCUGAUAUUUUCACAGUUUUUUGAUGUUAAAAGAAAGGAUUUUGUUGUCAUGUGUAUCCAUCAUCACGUCACCAUUCUACUGCUUACAAUCGCUUAUGUUGCUAACAUGACACGGGCAGGGACCAUUAUUCUCCUCUUGCAUGAUGCAGCUGACAUUGUUUUAGAGCUGGCUAAAAUGGCAAACUAUGCUAAAUGGCAAAAGCUCUGCAACAUCUUCUUCUUGAUGUUUGCUGUGGUUUUCAUCGUGACGCGUCUGGUAAUAUACCCCAUCAUGAGCAUCAGAUCUGUGUUUUUUGAAAGCUGGGAGAUCAUAGGACCAUACAAAAUCUGGGGCUUUAUAAAUCUUCUUCUCAUCACACUACUGGUUAUGCACAUCUACUGGUCCCAUCUAAUCAUCCGUAUGGUGCUUAAAGCAUUUCAUAAAGGAAAGGUAUCUAAAGAUGAUCGGAGUGAUGUGGACAGCAGCUCCGAGGAUGAGGAUCAAUCUGAACAAAAUGCCCAUGCAAAAACAUCAUAACAGCCUUUUAAAGUGACUGACCAGGAAAUUUCAGUUUCUCAGGAUGCAAGUCCAAACUGCAAAAGAAACAGGAAGCUUUUUAUUUAAAGAAAAAAACUUGUUCUCUGCUACGUGAAAAUGUGCAUUUUUGUCAUAAUUGGCUGAAAAUUAUUCCUUGUGGACUGUUUACAUAAAUUUAUCAAAAAAUAUAAUAAUGAUAUUUGCUAGUUCAGAGUAUUAUACUGCACUACUAAGGCCCAAAUUAUGAUAACAAGACAAUUGUGAGGAUAUUUUAGCAUGAGUGGAACUCUUUGACUUCAUUUCUAAAAUAAACUUUAUAGGCAUGCAAUUUUUAAACAACAUAACCGAGCUUUGUCAUUUGGGUAGAGUAAAUUUGUGUUUUGAAAUUAAAGUUUUACAUCAGAAAUAAAUCAUUUCAAGACGAAACAAAUGGUCUUGAUGCCCUGUUGCACUGAGUAGGGCAGGGAUACAGUCAAGGUUCCUAGUCCUGAUCACAAUCCCCAACUCCAGCCUGAAAGUGUAUUUGUGUAGAUGUUGGAUGAGAAGGAUAUGAAUUUGCUCUCCUGUCAGAAUUUGAACUGGCAUCCGACACUCAGCUGUUUAAAUUCACUAAUGGAAGAGUGGUCGCUUACAAAACAAAAGUGUAAUCAAUGUCUAUGUUCCAACAUGACUCACAUCCUUCAGACAAAGAAUUAAAUAUUUUUCUACACUUACAA
Molecule: messenger RNA, 2012 nt
Organism: Carcharodon carcharias (great white shark)
Lineage: Eukaryota; Metazoa; Chordata; Chondrichthyes; Lamniformes; Lamnidae
Product: ceramide synthase 5-like
Exons: 10
Coding region: 97-1296 (399 amino acids)
Biological process (GO): ceramide biosynthetic process
Cellular component (GO): membrane
Molecular function (GO): DNA binding; sphingosine N-acyltransferase activity
Source: RefSeq, a predicted model, not a curated record